AUGGUUCUAAAGACAUAUGAUACUACUGGGAAGAAAGCUGUUGUGACUAAACAAUUAACUCCAAAAUCAUUUGCAAAAUUUGGAGAUAUAAUUUCAGCAGAUCAUCAAAUUGGUUUAAAAGAACAAUCAAGUGCAAAUUAUGGUACAGCUGUUAAAGUUCAUAAAGUUGCUAAGGUAAUAAAUAAUUCAUCAAAUGCCAAGUCAGGCGUGAAGGCUCAAGCUAAUUGGAAUAUAUUUAGAUGUUCACCGCCAAAUCAUUUAUUUCAAAAAAAUUCAGAUGGGAAUAUUGUAUAUCUUUCAAAAGUUUUAGAAAGACAUCCAUAUAGCACCCAAACAUUCUUGCCUAUGGGUGUUGAUAAGGAAAAAGAUGCAUAUAUUGUUAUAUGUGCUAAAUCAAGAAAAGGCAUAAUAGAAGAUUCAUUACCUGAUCCAGAUACCUUAGAAGCUUUUAUAUGUAAAGGGAACCAAGCUGUGACAUAUGGUGCAGGAACAUGGCAUGCACCAAUGGUUUCAUUAGUUGAUAACCUUGAUUUCGGUGUAUUGAUACACGAGAAUGGAAUAGCAGAUGAAGAUUGUCAGGAAUGUUAUUUUGAACCUGGUUAUAAUGUUGUUAUUAAGAGCCAUCUGAGCUCAAAAUUAUAG
Molecule: messenger RNA, 642 nt
Organism: Hansenula anomala
Lineage: Eukaryota; Fungi; Ascomycota; Saccharomycetes; Phaffomycetales; Wickerhamomycetaceae
Gene: DAL3
Product: ureidoglycolate hydrolase
Exons: 3
Coding region: 1-642 (213 amino acids)
Biological process (GO): allantoin catabolic process
Molecular function (GO): ureidoglycolate lyase activity; ureidoglycolate hydrolase activity
Source: RefSeq, a predicted model, not a curated record